UAACAUGUUAUGAAUACCUACCGCAAUAAUCUACCACAAAGGGGCUACAGAAACACCUCAACUAUAUUGCAUGCUAGCAGCUAGCUAAAGAAGCUUGUUCUCUGAGAUGUGGAAGUUCUUUGGUAAGAAGUUUGGGCGCCAUGGUGCCGAUCAUAGCAUCUCGGGCUCUGUGGCUGACCUGAGAGGAAAGUUCUUCUUGGAAAAGCACUGUGCUCAUGGGUUCCCGCUGGGCCCGUCCUGUAUGACCUUUGACCCCCACCGGAAGUGCCUAUUCAUAGGAACGUCCACCGGAGAGUUGCGAAUGCUCGGCCAGCCGGGGGUGGAGCUUACAGGAAUACAGGACGAUGUGUACAGAAUUCAACAAAUCCUGCCAUUUGCGUCUGAACCCUCCCUGAUCACAAUCUGUUCCAACAAUGUCAUGCACAAGUGGAGUCUGAUCGAUGGAGAUGGCAACUCUCGUCUUGUCCUCAAGAGAACGUACAAGUUCCAGGGAGGACUUGCCAAGACCAUCACCACCUGCUGUCUGCCCCCCUACUGUGACUGCUUGUUUGUGGGCACCCUGGGGGGUAUUACGUAUCCCAUGGACACAGAGUUCGAUGGCAUGUCCCCGGAAGUCCUCUCCUGGUCCAGAGCACGAGCAUACCUCAAGUACAGAGGGAAGGAUGUACCCGGUAGUGUGAAAACACUGGACAUCAGCCCUGCCAACCCCAAACAGCUGCUGAUAGGCUACGAGCACAACUACCUCGAGCUAUGGGACGCCCUCACUUGGAAGCCUAUCGCAAUCUACGGCCCCAUCAAGGGAGAGGAGGAGAUGGGGGACAUCUUGGCAACGUGCUGGCACUCGAGUGGCACUCAGUUCCUCACCUCUCAUCAGACGGGGGAGAUAUCAUUCUGGAACCUCAGUGAGAAGGAACGGCCCUUCAUGAUCAAGAGGCUCCAUGAAAAUGCUCGAGUGCAGCCAAUGACCUCAGUGCUCUGGCCAAGUGACAACAUGCAGAUAAUGAGUGGGGGUGCUCCCCUGGACCUGGUAGACGGAGACAGCAUCACCAUAGUGAACGGUGGGGAGACAGAGACGCUGCAACUGACAUCCCCCGUGAAAGGCAUGCACGUUCUCGAGGACCAACAGGCCGACAGAGACUCGGGGAUAGUCAACUAUUCUAACGGAGACGGUGUGGGUAGCACAACCACAAGGAAGAUCCUGGUGCUACUGCUGGAGCAGGAGAUACUCUUUGUUGAGCUCACACUGCCAGACUUACCAGUCCUGCAGCCCCCCUACUUGUACAGCAUGCACAACUCACCCGUGAAGGCGAUACAAGUGUACAGUGACGUGAGCAAGGAGGUGGUACAGACCAUCUCUCAAGUCGGUAGGGUACAGUUGGAGACUAUCUACAGUGCUCAGUGUAAAAUGUGGCCCAUUGAUGGUGGAGUCGUCGACCCUGCCAGGAACGACAACAGAGAGCUACUCAUUUCAGGGCAUGAAGAUGGUACGGUCAAGUUUUGGGACAUCAAAGACAGCAAUAUGUACCUGCUCUACGUGUUGCGUUUAUCUAAAUUCUUCAUCUCUGGAGGAGACUCAGAGUUUUUCCGCUCUACCACUCCGGACAGUGACACUGAAGAUGAGGAGAAAGUGAAGAAACCCAAACAUUUUGGAUUCUGGGACCCCCGUAGUGAUGACGACCAGAUCCAAGUCUCCUGCAUCCAGUUCUACGAGGACAAACUAUUGGUCGGCAUAGAAGCGGGAAUGACCCUGUUAUUCGCCAUCAAUAAUCAGUCUGCCUCCAUCCCAAUACCACAGCACCGUGUCUCCAUCAUGAGGGACGAUCCUCGACAGAGGGGGCGAAACUUCCAAGCCCCUAUGGAUCUGCGAACGGACAAUAUUGAGUGUCCCCCUGGAUUCCAACCCCGCUACUGUGUGGGCAUCUUUCCCAAAGUGCCCGUGACAGCUGUGGCUCUGGCCAAGGACCAGGGAAUGAUUGGAGUUGGGUGCAUGUAUGGCUUCACCAUUGUGGACUACACCAAGAACCAGACCAUUCACGUGCACUGCACCUUCAAUGAGACCUCACCUGACCAAGGUGGAGCCCUCUCUCGUAUGCAGAGUAUCCGCAAGUCAUUCCGACAGUCACUCAAGCGUUUCGAUGUCCGGCGAAGCAUGAGAGGACUGCAAAGUACACAGCGUUCUAUGCGGCCCAAUUUGCAACGCUCUGGGAGCACUCGUCCAUCCAUGAAAAAUCGGACCGGUGGAAUAGGGGGUGGAUCAGGACGUGCGGCUUCAACCGAUGCUUCUGUAGAAGCCACACCCCUCCCACCCAGGAGGGACAUUAUAAAGACUAUCAACUUUACUGCUCCUGUUCAGAUUGGAGGGCACUCAAGGGUUUACUCGAUCCUGGUGGGUACUAACCAGGGCAGUGUCCUCGGAUACUCUGUGGACAUGCCCUCAGGCAGACACAGGGACACUCGGUCCCCCAUCGUCAUGCCAAUCGAGCGUGAGUUCAGCCAAAAGAAGAACCUUGCGGUCAUCUUUGCCGGGGUAGUGGACCACCAGAACUACCUACUAGAUAUCAACGAUGCAGGCAGCUAUCACAGCAGCUCACGGGGCACUCAGUAUUUGGUGGUGGUCACUGAAGAAGGGUUGAAGGUCGCUAGUCUGCCCAACAUGAAGAAGAAGUAUAGAGUCAAACUAAAGCAGAACGAGUCGGACCUGUAUCACAUUGUCUCAGCACAUUACGUCAGGGUGGCAGGUUAUUCUGCGAUUCUUACAAUGGGCAGUGAUGGCUACCUCUCCGUGUUCACUUUACCAGACCUCAAACUAGUCUACAAAGAAGACUGUGUGGAUUCCGCUGAUGCUAUUGGUCAGCGGAACUUCACGAUGGCCCGCAACGGCACCCUCCUCCACCAACGCUCACCCUCUGAGUUCACUCGCGGCUCUAUCACAGAGGAUGCACGGUUGGAGUUUCACUUCUCAUUGCCCACAAAACAUGUGUCUCCUCUUAUGCUCACGCCAAACACUCCAAAGUCGGCAAAUAGAGAGCCCAUCUUCGAAGUCACACAUAUUGAGAGUCCUCGCAAGUCCGUCACUACUGUGGCGUCCACCCCCGACCGUGACCUCCCGCUCCCCACAGACCGUGACCUCCUACCCCCCACAGAUGAGCGAGAUAGCGAUGAGAUAGUCAAGAGCAAGGACCCGCGUCAGCAGCAACAGUUUCAAUUCGAUGUUGGCAGCCCACAAAGCUUCAAAGAAUUCCAAGAGAGAGCUCUUUGAACUAUAUAAAUUUAACGACUUAUAAAAUACAUAUCCUUUUUUAUGAUGCAUUUUUGUCAGUACUAUGCCAGAACAUUGAAUUUUACACUAUAUAUAGAGUAUAUUUUUGUCUCAUUUUUUAACUUCUUA
Messenger RNA from Halichondria panicea, 3388 nucleotides. RefSeq names its product LLGL scribble cell polarity complex component 2-like. Bases 107 to 3259 code for a protein of 1050 amino acids. The transcript has 19 exons. Gene Ontology annotation, cellular component: plasma membrane; cortical actin cytoskeleton; cytoplasm. Gene Ontology annotation, molecular function: GTPase activator activity; myosin II binding; syntaxin binding. NCBI's taxonomy places the organism in Eukaryota, Metazoa, Porifera, Demospongiae, Suberitida, Halichondriidae. The record is from RefSeq and is a predicted model, not a curated record. Gene Ontology annotation, biological process: cortical actin cytoskeleton organization; regulation of protein secretion; establishment of spindle orientation.